AUGAUCCAGUACUUCACCUCAAUUUUACCAACGAUUACAAUUUCUGUUGCUAUUAUUAUAUCAAUUGCAAUUGUGUUAUCAUGUACCGUACGAAAAACCAAACAACGAGCGUACAGGCCGGGACACUUACCAGAUUUCGAGGACCCUGACUCUAAAGAAGCAGAUACAUAUUACGGAAUGAGAAGUGCAGUGGCAUUCCCCACCAAAGAGCUAACCGAAAGUUGGACAGCCAGUUUAGUACUAUUAUCUUUUGAAUUACUGGAAAGUUCAAACAGAAAAGCUGAUUUCUUAGUUUAA
This is a messenger RNA of Thelazia callipaeda (thelaziosis nematode), 297 nucleotides long. The record is from the annotation of a GenBank genome assembly. NCBI's taxonomy places the organism in Eukaryota, Metazoa, Nematoda, Chromadorea, Rhabditida, Thelaziidae.